Messenger RNA from Corythoichthys intestinalis (scribbled pipefish), 585 nucleotides. RefSeq names its product transmembrane protein 275-like. The transcript has a single exon. Bases 1 to 585 code for a protein of 194 amino acids. The record is from RefSeq and is a predicted model, not a curated record. Lineage: Eukaryota; Metazoa; Chordata; Actinopteri; Syngnathiformes; Syngnathidae.
AUGAGUUCAUCGUUUCUUCAUUUGAGCAUCAGCCAAUUUGGACCCCUCUCACACUUCUUCAUGGUGCUGCAAGAAAACUCGUGUAGACCCUCCACAGCCAAGCGGGUCCCAAAACCAAAUGCGCGUCUUGGCCACCAAAACCUGCCGUCGCCGCCAUUGUGUUGUGCGUGCGGCCUAUGCAUGCUGCUGGCCGGCAUCAACAUCACAUUGGUGGGCGCCUUUGCCUUUGGCACCUUCGUCCCGAGCCACAACCCCCCAAUUAUCAUUGGGCCGCUUCUUCUGCUGACCGCCUUAGCUUUGUUUGCGGCGUGCUGCGCGACUAGCGCCAGAGAUCAGCCAGCAAGCUCGGCCCCCCGGGUCAAGGGGUUGAUGCAGGCGGGUGCGGCCUUCGAGAUGGAGACCAGUGAGCACACGCUGCAGGACACCACGGCGCUCCAGUUUAGCCCUACUAGCUCGCCCGCCUCCUCGCGCGGGUCAGAAGCCGCAUCACCGGCAUGUCCUGAAGGUGGCGACGAUGAGCAUGUGCAACGUGACACGUUUAUGGUUACUGAAAGUCUAACGGGCUUGAAGUCUGUUGGCAAGUAG